Messenger RNA from Symphalangus syndactylus (siamang), 4331 nucleotides. It is a transcript of the gene IQCN, whose product is annotated as IQ motif containing N. Gene Ontology annotation, molecular function: protein binding. The record is from RefSeq and is a predicted model, not a curated record. NCBI's taxonomy places the organism in Eukaryota, Metazoa, Chordata, Mammalia, Primates, Hylobatidae.
UUUAGAAUUUAGAAAUUUUAGAAUUUAGCGUUUUUGCUUUUAACGUUUCUUUUUGUGUUGGUCUUGAGCCAGCCCAGGGCAGUGUUGCUGCAUAUUGUAUGGAUGAAAGGCUGAAGGCUGCCUCCUCUUGCAGGCCGGCUUCUGAGAUUACAUCUUCUUCUCCUGCUACUCCUCCAAAUCUAUGACCCUUCAAGGCAGAGCUGACCUGUCCAGUAAUCAAGGCAAUGCAGCCGGCCACCCAGCUACAGUUCACAAACCAGUUGUCACCCAGUGGGCAGUGCAUCCUCCAGCCCCUGCCCACCCUAGUCUCCCGGACAAAACGGAGAAAGUGCCUUCACAGGCCCAGCACGAGGGCCUCAAGUCCAAGGAGCAUCUUCCGCAACAGCCUGCCCAAGCCAAGACGGUGUCCCGCCGCAUCCCACGCCUCCGGGCUGUGGUCGAGAGCCAGGCCUUCAAUAACAUCCUGGUAGACGAGAUGGACAUGAUGCACGCCCGCGCAGCCACGCUCAUCCAAGCCAACUGGAGGGGCUAUCGGCUUCGGCAGAAGCUGAUUUCCCAGAUGAUGGCGGCCAAGGCCAUCCAGGAGGCCUGGCGGCGCUUCAACAAGAGACACAUCCUUCACUCCAGCAAGUUGUUGGUGAAGAAAAUGAGGGCGGAGGAGGGGGACAUCCCUUAUCACGCCCCGCAGCAGGUGCGCUUCCAGCAUCCGGAAGAGAACCGCCUUCUGUCCCUGCCCAUCAUGGUGAACAAGGAGACCCAGUUCCCUUCCUGUGACAAUCUGGUCCUCUGCAGACCCCAGUCGUCCCCUCUCCUGCAGCCCCCAGCAGCUCAGGGUACCCCAGAGCCCUGUGUGCAGGCUCCUCAUGUUGCCAGAGUCCAGGGGGUGGCCUUCCUGCCACACCAGACGGUCACCAUCAGAUUUCCCUGCCCAGUGAGUCUGGAUGCAAAAUGCCAGCCAUUCCUGCUGACCAGAACCAUCAGAAGCACCUGCCUCGUCCACAUAGAGGGUGACUCAGUGAAGACCAAACGUGUAACUGCCCAGACCAACAAAGCUGGGGCUCCGGGGACACCAUUGUCCAGAAGGUAUAACCAGGCAGUUAUGGGGCCAUCCAGAGCCCAAACCCGGGGCCCUGUGAAAGCAGAGACCCCCAAAGCCCCCUUCCAGAUAUGUCCAGGGCCCAUGAUCACCAAGACUCUACUCCAGACAUAUCCGGCGUCCACGACGACCACCAUCCCACCCAAGACUAGCCCAGUUCCCAAAGUAACAAUGACCAAGACCCCAGCCCAGAUGUAUCCGGGGCCCACAGUGAUCAAAACUGCACCUCACACGUGCCCCGUGCCCACAAUGACCAAGAUCCAGGUGCACCCCACAGCCUCCAGAACUGGCACCCCACGGCAGACAUGCCCUGCAACCAUCACGGCAAAGAACCAACCUCAGGUUUCCCUUCUGGCCUCCAUCAUGAAGAGCCCGCCCCAGGUAUGCCCAGGGUCUGCGAUUGCAAAGACCCCACCCCAGACGCACCUGGUCGCCACCCCAGCCAAAAAUCCACUGCAAACAUGUCUGGCAGCCACAAUGUCCAAGACUUCAUCCCAGAUGAGCCCAGUUGGGGUGACCAAGCCCUCACCCCAGACUCGCCUGGCAGCCAUGAUAACCAAGACCCCAGCCCAGUUACGCUCGGUGGCCACCAUCUUCAAGACCCUGUAUCUGGCCUCUCCAACAGUGGCAAAUGUCAAGGCUCCACCCCAAGCGGCGGUAGCAGCCAGAACUCCCAACACCCCAGGCUCCAUCCAUGAGAACCCACCCAAGGCCAAGGCCACCAUGAAUGUGAAGCAGGCUGCAGAGGCGGUGAAAGCCUCAUCCCCCUCCUAUUUGGCUGAGAGGAAGAUCAGGUGCCUGGCCCAACCACAUCUGGGAACUGGGGUCCCCAUGGCUCCAGCUAAGCUUCCUUUGGAAGCCGAGAAAAUCAAGACUGGCCCCCAGAAACAGGUGAAAACAGACAUGGCAUUUAAGACCAGCGUGGCAGUGGAAAUGGCUGGGGCUCCAUCCUGGACAAAAGUUGCUGAGGAAGGGGACAAGCCACCUCACAUGUAUGUGCCUGUAGACAUGGCUGUCACCCUGCCCCAGGGGCAGCUGGCUGCCCCACUGACCAAUGCCUCAUCCCAGAGACAUCCACCCUGCCUGUCCCAGAGACCACUGGCCGCCCUGCUGACCAAGGCCUCAUCUGAGGGACAUCUGCCCACUGAGCUGAGCAAGACCCCAUCCCUGGCCCAUGUGGUCACCUGUCUGAGCAAGAUGCAUUCCCAGGCACAUCUGGCCACAGGUGCCAUGAAGGUCCAAUCCCAAGCGCCUCUGGCCAGCUCUGUGACCAAGACGCAGUCCCAGGGGCAGCCGAUCACAGACAUAACCAAGUGCCUCAUCCCAGCACACCAGGCUGCUGAUCUCAGCAGCAACACCCACUCCCAGGUGCUCCUAACAGGGUCCAAGGUGUCCAACCACGCCUGCCAGUACCUUGGUGGCCUCAGCGCCCCACCCUGGGCCAAGCCAGAGGACAGACAGACCCAGCCACAGCCCCACAGAUACGUGCCGGGGAAGACCACUCAGGGGGGACCAUGCCCGGCAGCCUGUGAGGUCCAGGGUAUGCUGGUGCCGCUGAUGGCACGCACCGGACAUUCCACAUGCAAUGUUGAGUCCUGGGGAGACAGCGGAGCCACACGUGCCCAGCCAUCAAGGCCCGGCCAGGCGGUGCCCUGCCAGGAGGACACGGUAGGCUCCCUGCUGGCCUCCUUGUGUGCUGAAGUAGCUGAUGUGCUGGCAUCCCAGGAGGAUCUCCGCACUCUGUUGGCCAAAGCCCUCUCCCAGGGAGAAGUCCGGGCAGCUCUGAACCAGGCCCUGUCCAAGGAGGUCCUGGAUGCCACUGUCGCCAAAGCCCUGCCCCAGAGCACGCUGAGCAUGGCGCUGGUGAAGGCGCUGUCCUGGAGUGAGCUGCGCCUGACCCUGUCCCGAGCCCUGUCCCGGGGUGAGCUCCGGGCGGAACUCACCAAGGUCAUGCAGGGUAAAUUGGCUGAGGUCCUUAGCAAGGCUUUGACGGAGGAGGAGUGGGCAGCUCUGAGCCAGGCCCUGUGUCAGGGUGAGCUGGGUGCUCUCCUGAGCCAGUCUUGGUGUCAGGUGGCCCUGAGGACUGGAACCAUCCUCCCCAAGGCCACCUCGAAAUCAACAGGAAGCAGGGUGACUAAGACGCCGGCCCCGGCGGAGGUGGCCUGCAGGAGGAGUCUGUCGGCCCCGUGGGGCCCCCUGGGCCCCGUGAGACCACAGACCAGCAAGGGCCCCGCGGACGCUGGUGUGGCUAGUGGCCAAUCGUGGAACCACGCGUGGGAGCCAGCCAGGUGUGCUGCGUCCUGGGACACCCGGCGCAACAAGGCGGUGGUGCAUCCCAGGCAGUCCGGGGAGCCGAUGGUGUCCAUGCAGGCUGCAGAGGAGAUCCGCAUCCUCGCAGUGAUCACUAUCCAGGCGGGCAUCCGUGGCUACCUGGCGCGUUGCAGGAUCCAGGUGUGGCACCGGGGGGCCACGGUCAUCCAAGCUACUUGGCGCGGCUACCGUGUGCGGCGGAACCUGGCACACCUCUGCAGAGCCACCACGAUCAUCCAGGCUGCCUGGCGCGGCUACAGCACCCGCCGGGACCAAGCCCAGCACCGGCAGAUGCUCCACUCUGUCACGUGGGUGGAGCUGGGCGGCCGGGCCAGGGUCAUGUCUGACCGAAGCUGGUUCCAGGAUGGCAGAGCCAGGACAGUAUCUGACCAUCGCUGCUUCCAGUCCUGCCAGGCACACGCUUGCAGCGUCUGCCACUCCCUGAGCUCCAGGAUCGGGAGCCCGCCCAGCGUGGUGAUGCUAGUGGGCUCCAGCUCUCGCACCUGUCAUACCUGUGGACGCACCCAGCCCACCCGCGUGGUGCAGGGCAUGGGCCGGGGCGCUGGGGGCCCCGGGGCAGUGUCUUGGGCCUCCACCUACCAGCGGGCUGCCCCGAGUCCCAGGCAGCCGCAUCACCAGGACAAAGCGGCCACAGCCAUCCAGUCCGCCUGGAGGGGCUUUAAGAUCCGCCAGCAGAUGAGGCAGCAGCAAAUGGCAGCGAAGAUGGUUCAAGCCACCUGGAGAGGCCACCAUACCCGGAGCUGUCUGAAGAACACAGAGGCGCUCUUGGGACCAGCAGACCCCUGGGCCAGCUCACGGCACACGCAUUGGCCCAGCAUCUAGGACUCUGGCUCCCUAUAGUGGGGACUUCUUGGGAGGCACUCAUGGCUCUCUGGGUCUAAUGAAUAAAGUCCUCCAGAGCCUA